Molecule: messenger RNA, 975 nt
Organism: Oldenlandia corymbosa var. corymbosa
Lineage: Eukaryota; Viridiplantae; Streptophyta; Magnoliopsida; Gentianales; Rubiaceae
Source: the annotation of a GenBank genome assembly
AUGGCAAACCCAGCUCAUCACUAUCAGUGUGUUGAUUUCCUGACUAACCUCCCAAAUGACCUGAUGGAAGACAUUAUGAUGAGGGUAGAUCUACCUACUGUUGGAAGAGCACAUUGCGUUGCGAGGUUCUGGAAAGCUAUAUGGUCAAACAUUGGUUUUUGUGAUCGUUUUUGUAAGUUGAGAGUUUUAAAUGGUCCAUCGUCCCUGUUGUUUAUAAGUCAGCAAAAUAUGUACACCUCUUAUUUUCCACAGAGAAUGAAGUUUGUCGGUGCCAACGCAGUUGAUGACACUGCUGAUAUCUGUUGUAAGUCGAAUCUCCUUUCUGUACACCAGUGGUUUGUGCAGAAGACCGGACAGCAACGCAUGAUUGCUGGACCAUUUUGUCCAUCAUUUGUGAACCAUUAUUGGAAUGCCACUUUUGAUUUCAUUGAAUCUAUGGGCAUAUACUGCAUUAUUGCUUUAGGGCAACUACCAAAUGGAAGAAUGCAUGCCAAGUAUUUGUCAUGGAUGCCAUAUCAAUCCCUCAAUGGGGUUGUUUUUGAGUCCUGGCAACUUAUCAAUUCCUUAUGUCCUCGUGUUAUUAUGCCUAGUGGCCUAUUUGUUGGCGACACGGUGUAUUGGUGCAUAAACAAAGUCAUCCAUUGGCCAAUUGAUCAGAUUAGCAGAAGGGAACUCCUAAUAACUUUCAGCUGUUCAUCACAAACAUUCAACAUUAUCCAAGCUCCGAACGAUGAACAUUGGAAGACGUAUCCUUAUGGUUUCCACAAUAACACUAAGCUAUUGAAUUUGCAGGGGAAACUGUGCGUUGUUGAUGAAGAAUUUAUAUGUUUGACUGGAUUGUUUCAAAUGUGGGAAUGGACAAAUGAUGGUGACAGGAACUUGCGCUAUCAUUGGCGUAACCUACAUAGUAUGAUGCUGCAUUUUACGGGUCCGACAUUGCCUGUACCCUUGCGCGGGCCUUUCUCAGGACAUUGA